Symbiodinium necroappetens is the source of this 1047-nucleotide messenger RNA. The record is from the annotation of a GenBank genome assembly. Lineage: Eukaryota; Dinophyceae; Suessiales; Symbiodiniaceae.
AUGGCACACACACGGAAAGGGACACUGGUUGCCGUGCUGGCCUGUAUUUCAGGAGUCGCGUCAGAACGAGCGGCAGUUAUUUCCCUGGCCACAAACGACUACUACGCUAAGGGAGCACUGGUGGCACUACAUUCUGCAAAGCUUCACGCAGGCGGCUUGGCGAUCGACCGGCUGCUGAUGGUCCCCGAGCGGUCUCAGCUCAGCGACACCUGGCGCCGGCGCUUCGUCGCUCUGGGAAUCAAGGUCGUCAACGUGCCUGCGGUGGUCCCCAGCAACGCACUGUUGACAGCAAUGGCCUCCGAGCGCGCGGAGCUGGAAAAGCAGGGCCUUCUGGACAUACUCCAACCCCUUUCUUACGGCGGCGCCUUUGCCAAGGUGCAUGCCUGGGACGAGCAGCUGGGCUAUGAGAAAGUGAUCCUGCUGGAUGGCGACGUUCUGAUCAAGGGGGAUCUGCUUGGCCUCUUGCAGCAGCAGCCUAUCAGCGCCUCGAAGGACUUGGCAGAUGCCUUCAACUACGGUGUCGUCGUGCUGAAGCCUGAUGCCACAAUCCACAGAGACCUGGUUCGUUUGCUCGUGGAGGCCACCGAGGAGGACUUGCAUCGAUACAACACAAGGACAGCAAAGGCAGCAGGACUCUGUGACCAGACGUUGGUGGCUGGGCGAUUAGCAGAGCUGUACAAGAUCAAUUUCUUCGAGGACAUGCGAAAGUCAUCGCGGCAAAAUCCACAAAAAUGGCUGAUGUCUACCGAGUACAACCUUGUCGUCUCGUACCGGGCCAAAGAGCGUUGCGACCUGCCCGGCGAACGGAAGAGGGUUCACAAGGCUAGAAUCAUCCACUUCGCGAACAACUGGCUGAAUUUCGAGACCUUGGCAAAGGACCGGGACUCACCCGGGCGCAUUGACUCGCGGCAUUCCACUACUGGCACGAUGUGUACAACCACGCUUUGUCAGACAGGAGCACAGAUCCUCCGCCAGCAUACACGCCGUUGGACUUUGAAUCAGACGAUGGGCUUGCGACACCGGAUGAAGUUCAGGCCGUUUUCCUAG